This is a messenger RNA of Eimeria acervulina, 1974 nucleotides long. Its product is annotated as CMGC kinase, putative. Bases 1 to 1974 code for a protein of 657 amino acids. Gene Ontology annotation, biological process: protein phosphorylation. Gene Ontology annotation, molecular function: cyclin-dependent protein serine/threonine kinase activity; ATP binding. Lineage: Eukaryota; Apicomplexa; Conoidasida; Eucoccidiorida; Eimeriidae. Gene Ontology annotation, cellular component: cytoplasm; nucleus. The record is from RefSeq and is a predicted model, not a curated record. The transcript has 9 exons.
AUGGCGCUGCAAGACUUUACAGUUGAUCUCGUUCAACAAGUAAUUCCUUUUCGCUCCCCCAACCCCCUAGAGGACCCUCGCGAGCAUCGCCUCCGCCUGGUUGAACGACUCGGCGGCGGCACGUACGGCGAUGUGUACAGAGCAGUAGAAGAACCCGAAGAAGGAGUAGGAGGAGGAGAAACAUUUGCAGUUAAAUAUUAUGUUGAUGAAACACGAACAGUCACAGAAGAUGGGUUGGGGUGUACGACGAUUCGCGAGCUUUCUACGAUUUCUUCUUUCGGAACCCAUCCGAACCUGGUUCGGAUGCGUUAUCUCUUUAUAGAUCAGCUUCCUCGUCUGGUUGAGUGCAUCAAUCAACAACGCAUUCAAUGGGCCCGCCAGCAGCACGCCGCAGCAGACCCGGAAAACCAGGAGCAGCUACGGAGGGAGUUGCAGGCGCAGUUGGCGCAGGAGGAGCUGAAGCAGACCCAAGUAUUUGUAUUUGCUGCCUAUGAGUUGUGCGAGGGAGGGGACUUAAAGAAACUUCUAGCUAAGAAAAGAGAAGCAAAACCCUCUCCCACCGUCUCACCUGAAUGGGGCCUCCCCUUAAAGCACGCGAAACUCCUUGCAUUUCAGUUGCUGAACGGCUUGGCUUUUCUGCACAAUGAGAAGCUCUGCCACCGCGACCUGAAGCCCGACAAUUUGAUGCUGACAUCUGAAAGUGAAAACUGCAUCCUUAAAAUCGGCGACUUGGGGCUCUGCAGGAGCUUCCGGGCCAACGCAGGAGAAAUAACGCCAACUGUCUGCACCAUUUAUUACCGCCCUCUGGAGGUUCUUUUGGGGAGAAUGAAAAUCGGGAGCGACGGCACGGAGGAGCAUGGGACGCACUAUGGCUUGGGAGCAGACAUUUGGGGGGCGGGCUGCAUUAUAGCGGAGAUGUUUCGAGGAAUUCCUCUUUUUAAAGGCACUCAGGAAUUCGAAGUUUUAAUUCGCGUUACUAAAAUACUCGGUACACCCACCGAGGCAGAGUGGACAAACUGCACCGCGCUGCAGCACUAUCCGUUUGGGAACAGGGGGGAGAGUCACUUUUUCAGUGAGCACGAUAAGCGUUCGAAUUUAAAUGCGGUGCUCUUCGGCAAACUCGACUUAGAUGGUCUCGAUCUUCUAGCGAGGAUGCUGGAUUAUAACCCUCAUACGCGCAUCUCAGCACAAGAGGCCCUCAGCCACCAGUGGUUCACGGACGUGGCGUUUGGGCAGCUAGACGGGCUUGGAGUGUAUAAUUGGUUUGUGGAUGUGUUAAAGUUUCGUCUGGGGGAGAAGACGUUCUCAGCAAUGGAGGCGCACACUCCGGGGUGUCUAUGCACCUCGAAGCUGUCGCAUAUAUUAUGCCAACGCGGAUAUAGAGGGGCUGUAGUCCAGCGCAUUGAUCGCGUUUUCGCCGAAGUCGGAGGCUUUCAAGAACCCGAACAAAGCCAACACUGGAAACAAGUUGUUGCUGCUGAAAAGCUAGCAAGGGCUAGGAGGGACCGUAAGCAGGCGAAAGACACGCAGCAGAAGCCUUUUGCUGCUGCUGGUGCAGCAGCAGCAGCAGCAGCAGCAGGGGAUCAGGAAAAUGCACCUGGCCGCACAAACCUUCGUUGCUGCCCCUACCCCACGACGAAAGGAACGUCUCUAGGCCAUGCUGCUGCUGCUGCUGCUCCUUCUGAGGGCCCCGUAAGACGGGGUACGCACUGGCACAGCGCAGCAGCAGAGACAGACGCUGGCAGCAGCAAGAGCAGCAGCAGCAGCAGCAACUGUAACAGUAGCAGCAACAGCAGCAGCAGCAGCAGCAGUGGCGGCAGCAGUGGACGGCUGGGCAUAGCCUCUUUGUUGCUGUCCAAUGCGCCGCUUGCAGCAGCAACUCUACACGAAGAAGCUGCUGUCUCUUCUCAAGACUUGGGAGAGCCAGCUGCUGCUGCUGCUGAUACCAACAAAAACUGCAACACCGCUCUUUAA